CAGGGGCAGGAAGGUAGAUGGUCCUGCCAGUGACGAGGUGCCCGUGGGUUAAGGCGGGGAUGGUCUGAAUGAGGCGAAGAUGCAGCUGUUGCAGACAUAGAGUUCUUAACAACAGUGCCUAGAACCACAGCAGCAUGGCCCCUGGCCAAGAAGAAAGAAACCCACACUAGCAAGUCACUCACAAGCAUGCUUCAGAGUAUCCAUCUUUCUGUGGAUAUGAAAUGAAUGAACUCAGAGAAAACUACAGCAAAUAUUCCAGGCCUAGGGAAUGCCUGAGAGGGGUAAAGGAAAGAAACCUCCAUCUGGAAGAGCUAAAAGAUCGGGGGCCAAAAGAUGCCAUCAAGAUGAACAGUCCCACAGUCAACAAAAUGCCACAUGGAGCAGCCAACUUGCCUUUGAGAUUCGGAAGAACCAUGCAUGAAGAAAGGCGGCCUGGGUCAGUGGCCAGUCUGCCUCUGAGAUUUGGGAGAAACAUGGAGGCGAGCAGCUGGAGACGAGUCCCCAACCUGCCCCAGAGGUUUGGGAGAAUGACUGCAGCUGGAAGCAGCCCCCAGAGGGCUCUGCUUCAACAGUCCAGGCAGUCCCCAUCUGCCCAGGAGGUGCUUCACUCCAUGACCGGCCAGCACCAAGAGGCCCAGGAACCCCACACACCCAAGGAGACUGGAAUUCAAGAAAACAUAGGAUGCUGAGCUGCAGGAAGGAAAAAAAAUCUGAAACCUGUCCCUGAAGAUAAUAAGAAAUGGUGACCUGUGCCCUACCAACAGCUCUGCAGCGAUAGCACCGAGGAGGACAGAGGCUCCUGUUCGACGGGCUGUGCAUCGCUGAGAGCAAUCUUUUCUUGAGUAGCACUAGCAUCUUCAGAGUUAUUAAAAACAGCCUGGGAAACAUGUGUAAUGCAUAAUUGAAGUCAUUUUUAUCUUAAUAAAAAGAACAUUGCAAAUACUUUAAAAGGCUCUAAUAACAGCAAGGGGGAGAUAGAAAUCACAUC
Molecule: messenger RNA, 988 nt
Organism: Ochotona princeps (American pika)
Lineage: Eukaryota; Metazoa; Chordata; Mammalia; Lagomorpha; Ochotonidae
Gene: NPVF
Product: neuropeptide VF precursor
Exons: 4
Coding region: 222-689 (155 amino acids)
Biological process (GO): negative regulation of gonadotropin secretion; neuropeptide signaling pathway
Molecular function (GO): signaling receptor binding
Source: RefSeq, a predicted model, not a curated record